Bufo gargarizans (Asiatic toad) is the source of this 2499-nucleotide messenger RNA. It is a transcript of the gene TM9SF2, whose product is annotated as transmembrane 9 superfamily member 2. The record is from RefSeq and is a predicted model, not a curated record. Gene Ontology annotation, cellular component: membrane. Gene Ontology annotation, biological process: protein localization to membrane. NCBI's taxonomy places the organism in Eukaryota, Metazoa, Chordata, Amphibia, Anura, Bufonidae. Bases 1 to 1977 code for a protein of 658 amino acids. The transcript is spliced from 18 exons.
AUGGAGCACAUUGGCUGCUGUAGUACAGGCACUGGACACCCUCCCUGCGCCUUCUCCUGCUGGCGGCCGUUCUGCGGCCCAGGUGCCGCCUUCUACCUGCCGGGCCUGGCCCCUGUCAGCUUCUGUGAGCACGGCAAAGAGACCCCGGAGUGUAAGUCUGAUAUUGAGCUGUUUGUGAACAGACUUGACUCCGUAGAAUCGGUGCUACCUUAUGAAUAUGCUGCGUUUGAUUUUUGUCAAGUAGAAAAGGAAAAAAGGCCAUCUGAAAAUCUGGGUCAAGUGUUGUUUGGUGAAAGAAUUGAGCAGUCUCCGUACAGGUUUAAAUUUAAGGAAAGCAAAAAAUGUGAGGAAGUAUGUACCAAAACGUACACCACCACAGAUACUCAGAGUAAGCAGAAGCUGGAGUUCUUAAAGAAGAGCAUGCUCCUCAACUAUCAGCACCACUGGAUCGUUGACAACAUGCCGGUAACAUGGUGUUACGAGGUAGAAGACAAAAAGAAAUUUUGCAAUCCUGGAUUUCCUAUUGGCUGCUACAUAACAGAGGAGGGGCAUCCUAAGGAUGCGUGUGUGAUCAACUCCGAAUUUCACGAGAAGGAUACAUUCUACAUCUUCAAUCAUGUGGACAUAACUAUGUAUUACCAUGUUGUAGAGAAUGAAGGGCAAGGAUCAAGAUUAGUAGCUGCUAAGCUAGAACCCAGAAGCUUCAAGCAUACUCACCCUGACAAACCUGAUUGUUCUGGACCUCCAAUGGAAAUAAAGAAUACAUACACUGGAGAAAUUAAAAUCAAAUACACAUAUUCUGUUUCAUUUGAGGAGCAAAAGGACAUCAGAUGGGCCUCCAGGUGGGAUUACAUCCUAGAAUCGAUGCCGCACACGCACAUUCAGUGGUUUAGCAUAAUGAAUUCUUUAGUGAUUGUUCUCUUCCUGUCUGGUAUGGUUGCCAUGAUUAUGUUGAGAACACUGCACAAAGAUAUUGCAAGAUACAACCAGAUAGAUUCUACGGAGGAUGCUCAGGAAGAGUUUGGUUGGAAGCUGGUGCAUGGUGAUAUCUUCAGGCCACCCAGAAAGGGCAUGCUGCUUUCCGUUUUUCUUGGUUCCGGCACUCAGAUCUUAAUAAUGACAUUCAUCACGUUGUUUUUUGCAUGCCUGGGAUUUUUGUCUCCUGCUAAUAGAGGUGCGCUAAUGACGUGUGCCGUUGUCCUGUGGGUGUUGCUUGGUACUCCAGCUGGUUAUGUAGCUUCCAGAUUCUACAAAUCGUUUGGUGGGGAGAAAUGGAAAACCAACGUCUUGCUGACCUCCUUUCUCUGUCCUGGGAUUGUAUUUGCCGAUUUCUUUUUGAUGAACUUAAUUCUCUGGGGAGAAGGAUCCUCUGCUGCCAUUCCAUUUGGCACCCUUGUAGCCAUCCUGGCAUUGUGGUUUUGCAUUUCUGUCCCUCUCACGUUUAUUGGCGCUUAUUUUGGAUUUAAAAAGAAUUCUAUUGAACACCCAGUCCGCACCAACCAGAUCCCUCGUCAGAUUCCUGAGCAGUCAUUUUACACAAAGCCAUUACCUGGUAUCAUUAUGGGUGGAAUUUUGCCCUUCGGGUGCAUCUUCAUACAACUCUUCUUCAUUCUUAACAGUAUUUGGUCCCAUCAGAUGUAUUACAUGUUUGGGUUCCUGUUCCUUGUAUUCAUUAUUUUAGUUAUUACGUGCUCAGAAGCAACAAUAUUACUCUGCUAUUUUCAUCUGUGUGCAGAGGACUACCAUUGGCAGUGGCGUUCAUUUCUCACCAGUGGCUUUACUGCAGUUUAUUUUCUUAUAUAUGCAAUUCAUUACUUUUACUCCAAAUUGCAAAUUACGGGGACGGCUAGUACCAUUUUGUAUUUUGGCUACACUAUGAUCAUGGUUUUGAUCUUCUUCCUUUUCACUGGAACAAUUGGCUUCUUUGCCUGCUUUUGGUUUGUGACAAAGAUUUACAGCGUUGUUAAAGUGGACUGAAAAAAAGCCUUGUUGAAGAAUGUGAUGGAAAAAGUGACUCUGAAUGAAAUGAAGACUUUGCAGUAUUGCCACCCAUUUGUGGGAAGGCAGAUCAGUCCAUCGCAGCUUCUGUUUUUAUUUUAUUGACCCUUUUCAAUUGCAAUGUUCCAACUGAAGGAUCAGCUUGACUGUGUAUGUAGAUAUAAUAACUGCUGUUCUAAUGUCUGCAGAGGGGAGCUGUAUGUAUUACACAGAUAUCAAUGAUUAAUAAAAUAAUAUGGCUGUAAAUACAGUUUUGCGCUUAGACUCUGGGAUGGGAUGUGUUAUUCUGGAGCACAAGCAAGAACAUGUGAGAUUUGUUUUCUAUAAUGUAUUCCUUUUAAUGCUGGUUGGAUUUUAUUUUUUAUACUGGGUGAAACGUCCUUGCAUCCCUUUUCUCUUGAUGUUUAUAUUCCCUUUAGUGAUUUGAAGACUUAAGAACUCUGUGCCUCCAAGUCUCUGGAUUUUUAAAUUUAUAAUCUUAAUAAACCGUUUAAGAUGGAA